AUCAAGAUAUGAGUGGAGCAGUUUAUGGAGGAGACGAGGUUAGCGGCUUGGUUUUCGAUGCCGGAUCUCAAUCAUUCCGCGUGGGAUUUGCUGGAGAAGAAUACCCAAAGGGAGAUAUUCCAUCAUACAUUGCCGUUCAAGAAGCACUUCCUGAUGAUACUAUUGAGAAACAAGAGGCUAUGGAAGAAGGUGAUAACUCGAAAGUGCAAACAAAACGCGAGAAGAAUUUUUUCAUCGGAACGACCAAAAUCAUUGUGCCACGCGCCAGAACUAACAUGGAAAGUUUUAUGAAAGAAGGAUUAAUCGAAGAUUGGGAGUUGUUCGAAAAGAUUGUGGAACAUUCGUAUGAGAAUAUCCUCUACUCCAAUCCAUCUGAACAUCCGGUUUUGUUUUCUGAAAGCUCGUGGAAUGACCGUGCUCGUCGGGAGAAGCUGACUGAGAUCAUGUUCGAAAAAUUCCAAGUCCCUGCGUACUACCUCUCCAAGAAUGUUGUUCUUUCCUGUUUCGCACAAGGAAGAACGCACGGAUUGAUGGUUGAUUCUGGAGCAACUCAAACUUCAGUUGUUCCUGUUUUCGAUGGCUACGCAGUGACUCACGCGGUGGUAAAAUGUCCAAUCGGCGGCGAUCUCAUCACAGAACAACUGGCUCAAAUGCUCGAUCAACAGAAGAUUGAUGUUAUUCCGACUUAUAGAAUCGGUGGAAAAGAAGAAGUUAACGAAGGAGAAGCUCCAAAAUGGACUCCAAGGAAAAAUCUACCACAGGUCACGAAAAGUUACGAUGCAUUUAUGAAAAAGAUGCUUUUGGAGGAUAUGGCAGCCACUAUGCUCCAACUCUGUGAUACAAGUAUUGAUAUGGACUACGUCGACAAACUUCCAUCGACACCUUAUGCUUUCCCUAAUGGAUACACAAAAGAGUUCGGAGCCGAAAGAAUCAAGCUUCCAGAGUGUUUAUUCGAUCUUGGAUACCUUAAAGCUGAGGGAAAGAAGGAUGGAUUGAUGACAGUGGCUCAAAUGGCAGCAGCUUCUGCAAAUCUUGCAGAUAUUGACAUCAGACCGACACUCUUCUCGAACGUCACAGUCACUGGAGGAAACUCGUUGAUUCUUGGAUUCACAGAACGGCUCAACUAUGCUCUAGCCACAAAGUGUCCACCGACGAUCAAGCUCCGAGUAUUCGCUGCUCCAACUCAAGCGGAACGGAAGUACGGCGCAUGGAUCGGAGGAUCAAUUCUCGGAUCUUUGGGAACAUUCCAACAAAUGUGGGUGAGCAAGGCCGAGUACGACGAGAGUGGAAAAUCGAUUGUCGAGAAGAAGUGCCCGUAAAAACUUUGUUUUAAAAUGCUUUCAAGUAUUUAUUCAUUAAUUUAUCAAUUCUCUCGUGUAUUUAUAUCUUCUCCGAUUCACAAGUUAAUUCGAAUCGUCGACAUCCAAUAAUUUUCUCUCCUCGAUCUCAACCAAGAGAACCCCUGAAUUUUUAUAUUUUUUCUUUGUACGAUUUUCUAUUUAUUCUGUGUAUUUCGAAAGUUGUGAGCUUAAACUUAUUCACAUUUGAAAUAAAAUUAUUGCUGAUUAAA
Caenorhabditis elegans is the source of this 1570-nucleotide messenger RNA. RefSeq names its product Actin-related protein 4 (gene swsn-6). The coding region runs from base 9 to 1319 and encodes 436 amino acids. The record is from RefSeq and is marked reviewed. The transcript is spliced from 8 exons. NCBI's taxonomy places the organism in Eukaryota, Metazoa, Nematoda, Chromadorea, Rhabditida, Rhabditidae.